CAUGCCGGGGAUGGACACAUAGGAUAACAUGCCGGGGAUGGACACAUAGGAUAACAUGCUGGGGAUGGACACACAUAGGAUAACAUGCUGGGGAUGGACACGUAGGAUAACAUGCUGGGGAUGGACACAUAGGAUAACACGCUGGGGAUGGACACGUAGGAUAACAUGCUGGGGAUGGACACACAGGAUAACAUGCCGGGGAUGGACACAUAGGGAUAACAUGCUGGGGAUGGACACAUAGGAUAACACCAUGCUGGGGAUGGACACAUAGGAUAACAUGCCGGGGAUGGACACAUAGGAUAACAU
Messenger RNA from Staurois parvus, 306 nucleotides. The record is from the annotation of a GenBank genome assembly. NCBI's taxonomy places the organism in Eukaryota, Metazoa, Chordata, Amphibia, Anura, Ranidae.